AGGAAGUCGCAGCCUACGCAAGUCACGUUGGCCGACGGUCAAACGCACAAGUCAAUCGACCGGUGCAUUGAUUCCGUCCCGUGUACUUCACCCCUCAUGCAAGUGAGGUCGUGUCCUUCGACAUUUUGGACACUCAGUUCGGCAUGAUCUUGGGCAUGUCAUGGCUGCAAAGCGAGGAUCACCCGGUGAAUUUCUACCGCCGCACUGUUCAUAUUCGUGAUCAGAACGGAGUACUAGUCUCAUGCACGGUGCCUCCUCCUCACCCUUCGAUCAGUUGCCAUGUGCUGUCCGCCGCAAGCAUUCGAGCUUCCAUCAUGAGGGAUGACAUCAAGGAGAUGGGGGUGUGUUUUCUCCACGCCCUACCUUCCCAUGACAUUCCAUCGACGGACUCAUCACUGGACCCACGCAUCACCGAGCUUCUCGACGCCUACGGCGACGUGUUCGAAGCCCCGCACGGAAUAGUACCAGAUCGGCCCAUCCGCCACGAGAUCAUCCAGGUCGGGGCCGUACCUCUGCGUGGUUGCAUCUACCGCAUGAGCGAGGAAGAGUUAAGUGUGCUACGGGCACAACUCGACGACCUUCUCGAGAAAGGUUGGAUUCGGCCUAGCUCUUCGCCAUACUGUGCUCCCGUUCUCUUCGUCCGGAAGAAGAACAUGGAUUUGCGGUUGUGCACCGAUUAUCGCAAGCUCAACGCGCAAACCGUCAAGAACGUCGGCCCUCUCUCAUGCAUCGACGACCUUCUCGAACGGCUGGGCGGCGCCAAGUUCUUCUCCAAGCCUGACCUCAAAUCGGGAUAUCACCAACUCGAGAUCCGGCAGGAGGACCGCUACAAGACCGCGUUUAAUAGAUUCGUACUCAUCUACCUCGACAACAUCUUGGUGUACAACCGGAGUUUGGACGAGCAUGUGAAGCACAUAGGCACCGUUUUGGAGCCGCUACGGCAAGUCAAGUACAAAGUCAACCGCGGCAAAUACAAAUUCGCGCGGCAAGAGUUGGAGUACUUGGGAAAUUAUGUGACGCUGCAAGGCAUCCGUCUGCUUGCGGACAAGAUUGAGGCCAUCCGCGUAUGGCCCGAGCCCCCCAACACCACAGACGUUCGCUCAUUCAUGGGAUUGGCGGGCUACUAUCAACGCUUCAUCACCAGGUAUUCAAGGAUUGCAGCGCCAUUGACGAGAUUACAAUCGCCAAAGGUGCCAUUCGUAUUCGAUGACGACCCGCGCCGGUCAUUCCAAGCACUCAAGACGACCAUGCUCAUGGCACACGUCCUUAGCAUCUACGACCCCACCUUGCCGACGAGAGUGACAACUGACGCUUCUGGCUAUGACAUUGGGGCAGUCUUGGAACAACACGACGGUGACGAUUGACACCCCGUGGAGUAUUUCAGCCACAAAGUGGCUCCCAUCAACUCACUUGAUGAUGCGAGGAAAAAGGAGCUACUCACGUUCAUGA
Molecule: messenger RNA, 1449 nt
Organism: Chara braunii
Lineage: Eukaryota; Viridiplantae; Streptophyta; Charophyceae; Charales; Characeae
Source: the annotation of a GenBank genome assembly